UUUAAAUGGGACUUUUCAAUAAGGGAGAGGGAGGUAUCUCUUCCUAUAUCUGAUGGGGUGGGGGGGGUGGGGAGGAAGGGAUUUGGGGGGAAUCUUCCUGCUGCCCCCAAGUGUUUAUUUUUGAUACCAAACAUGUAUUUUCAGCUCCCUCCCUCCCAGCCCCGCAAUUUCCUGCGGGCGGGUACAAUGGACCCUUUAAGUGUCCCUGGAGUUGGGAGGGAGGAAUGGGGGACAUAAAGCCUGUCUUGUCUCAAUUCCAGGCUAAAGAGGGUGGGUUAAAAGACUCAUGAGCUAACCUCCUGUGAGCACCGGCCUGGGCCUGAGGACCUGGGGGUUGGUGAUUUGGGAGACAAUGCUGAACUCCUCUCCAAUGUUUGUUUUACUUCCCCAGAUGGACCUUUUUUUUCUAAGAGUCCCAGAGAAUGGGGGAUUGUUCCUGUAAAUAUAUAUUUUUAAAGGUGUUGCUGGAGGCUGCUGGCAUUUUUCCCCCUCCAUGUCUUCAUGACAAGCUGGUGAUAGGCAUACCUUUGUAUGAAGGGCAACGAGAGUGUGAAGCGGAGGUUGAUUGUGGAAAAAAUAGCGUGUGUCAGAAACAGUAGUUGAGACUGCUGAUUGGUAACCAGGUGUGUGUGAUAGAAAGUGUGCAAAGCUGUGAUUAUGUGUGUUAUAUGUAUGAGAGAAAAGCAGAAGUUGUGGCCACAAACUUUUGACAGUGUGCCUAUAUAAGAAAUUGAGGUUGUAUUUCAGAAACUCAACUAAGACUGGAUGAAAGGGGUUGGGAUAUAGCUGCAUGAUAGAGUGUGCUUGCCCAGCAUGCAUAAGGCUCUGGGUUCCAUCUUCAGCCUAGCCAAAAAAACAAAAUCCUGUACAAAAACUUGUGAUGAUCUACAUGACAUAUUGUUUGUGAGAGGGGACUGGACACUGCAGAUUGGUCAGUGUUUGACAAGCUGAUGCCAAGCAAGACAGAGUGAGUAACCAAAGCUGACUGUGAGAGACUGUGUGGACAGGAAACAGUGGGAGACUGUCAGGGACCAAGUAUAGGUGAGAGCCCUUACUGUGGGAAAGCAGGCAACUGACUGGUCAUGACUUGUGGAGUGAGACAUAGCUUGUGUGUGAAGCUAUUCAAGGCUGAAGUGUCAGCUAAACUCACAGGAGUGCCUGUGUGAGUUGGUUGUGUGAGAGAAAAUGGCUAGAGGGCUAAGAGAUACUGAGGUCCAAGAUAUGAACAUAUGUGUCUGAAAACUUUUCAUGGAGACUAGAAAAGACCAUAGGAAGUCAGAUGGCAGGGCCAGGGAUUUAGCUUAGUGGCACCCUGCCUACCUUGCAAACACAAGGUCCUGAGUUCCAUCCCCAGUACCGGGGGCAGGGGGGAAAAGAAAAUCAGAUAGCUGGAGCUGGGAGGCUCUAAUCGUGCGCAUGUACAUGUGAAGCUGAGACAAGUGGCACACUGGCUUAUAGUGUCCACUACUGCCUCUCCACAGGUUCUGGUGAGACUGAGGAACUGAAACAGAAUUGUCUAUGAGGGAGAGAGAAGCGAUGUAGGCUCCUUUUUGUUAAUUACAAAGAUUGUUUUUAUUUGUGGUGCUGAGGAAUAAAUCCAGGGCCUUGCACAUGUUAGGUAAGCAGUCUACCAUUGAGCUCCGACCCAGCCCACAAAAUUUUGCUUUUACAGCAGGCUCUAGAAUUUCACUCAUUAGGGCUAUGAAAAAGAGAAAAUAGGACUGUGGAGCUCAAUUUUACCUGCAAGAAAAGUGGACUGAAGAGGAAUUAUUUAUUAGCAGUGAAACAAAGCGCAUGUAAGAUUGUUUUCUGAGACCCACAAAGUAAAUUAAGAAUCAAAGACUAAAAUGACAGUUCUUAAAGUGUGGUCCCCAUGCCAGCAGCAUCAGUUGUCAGCUGGGAACUUGUUAGAAAUGCCCAUUCAGAAUCCAGGGUGUGGGACCCAACAACCUGCAAUUUUAUCAAGCCUUUUGAGAGAUUCUGAUGUACACUAUGGUUUAAGACCCACUGGGCUAGAGAUUGACAGGGAUAUCACCCAAGUAGGGUAGCUGGGAAAGGCCUCUGUAAAGGAGGUGAUGUUUAUUGUCUGUCUCCCCUUUUAGAGUAUAAGUCCCAGGGGGGAAGGCAAAAUUUUUGUCUGGUCUGUUCUCUGGCCAUCUAAUCCUGAGAGACACAUCUGUCAUCUGAUAGGUGCUCAAUGAAUGUUGAGCAAAUCAACAUUUGCCAGGCACUAUCCUAGAAACUUAUAAGUCUAACUCCUAAUCUUUACAACAAGCCUGACUUACGUUGUUGGUGCUGUCCAUGUGUAUGUUUUACAGAGACGGAAACAGGCUCAGGGUGGGAGUGGUACCUGCUCAAGAGUAAUCUGAAGGACCGCGGCCAAGGUGGUGCCUUCCUGUUCACCUCUGCCCCAGGCUUUGGAAGCAUCCUCAGCUGGGCCCCCAGGGGACCGGAUAUCCCCAGUUGUGUCCUGCCCCUCCUCACACCAACCCACUUCCUCUUCUUACUUCCCUUGUGCUGACCCCCCACACACACACAAACACAUGCUGACCACAGGGAAUCUCACUUUAGGAGAGAGGAGGGCAAGGUUCAGUCAGGAUGGAGAACAAGGCAAUUUUUCCAGUCGGUGCUUCCUCCACCCUGUAAGGAAGACUACUCUGAGUUUAGCACCACCAAGGAGUUGACCAUGUCAUUGUGGUUGAGAGUAUACAUUGCUACAGAUAAGGAAAUUAAGACUCAGAGGUCAAUGUGACCUUACAGUCUUCCUCCAAACUCCCAGGCUGUAUUGCCCCUCGCUGAGAAUUUGUCCAAAGAGCAUUGAAUGCUGAAAGGUUACUAGGUAGAUCACAGUAUGAGGUACUGGGGAUUGGGUGACAAACAAAACAGGACUAAAGGUGACACAGGAAAUGUGGAGGAGAGAGGAGGAGGCAGAGGGGCAAGAGAGGGUGGGACCUAAAGAAGCCUGCACCAGAGCCCUCAGUUCCUCCCAUGGCAGGGCAGGCAGGUUCCUCUUUCCAGCAGUGGGUCAGCUCAGAUCAAGCCAGGCCUCUCUGGCAGAGGUGCAGGGGUGUAGUGCUCAACAUGACUGCCCCAAUGCAGGCGCCUCAGUCACUGCUGCUGCUGCUGCUGCUGCUUCUCACCGUGCCGGGCACAGGCUCAGACCCAGUGCUCUGCUUUUCCCAGUAUGAGGACUCCACAGGCAGGUGCCAAGGCCCCCUGGGGAGAGACAUCAGUGUGGAAGACUGCUGUCUCAAUGCUGCCUACGCCUUCCAGGAGCGUGAUGGCGGGCUCUGCCAGGCAUGCAGGUCCCCACGAUGGUCACCAUGGUCCCCAUGGGGCCCCUGCUCUGUGUCAUGCUCUGAGGGCUCCCAGCUGCAACACCGCCGCUGCAUAGGCUGGGGUGGGCAGUGCUCUGAGAAGGCGGUUCCUGGGACCCUUGAAUGGCAGCUGCAGGCCUGUGAGGAGCAGCAGUGCUGUCCUGAGAUGGGCGGCUGGUCUAAAUGGGAACCCUGGGGGGCUUGCUCAGUCACUUGCUCCAAAGGAACCCGGAUCCGCCAGCGAGUAUGUAAUAACCCUGCCCCCAAGUGUGGGGGCCACUGCCCAGGAGUGAACCGGGAGUCAGAGGCCUGUGACACCCAGCGGGUCUGCCCCACACAUGGGGCCUGGGGUCCCUGGGGCCCUUGGAGUGCCUGCUCGAGCUCCUGCCAGGGUGAACCCCGUAAGCCUAUGGUGACACGAAGCCGCACGUGUUCUGCACCUGAGCCCUCCAAGGAGCCUCCUGGAAAGCCCUGUCCAGGAAUAGCCUAUGAGCAGCGGGUCUGCACUGGCCUACCGCCCUGCCCAGUGGCUGGGGGCUGGGGACCAUGGGGCCCUGUGAGCCCCUGCUCUGUGACGUGUGGCCUGGGCCAGAUCUUGGAACGACGGACAUGCAAUCGCCCUGUGCCCCAGCAUGGAGGCCCCUUCUGUAUUGGUGAUGACAGCCGGACCCACAUCUGCAACACAGCUCUGCCCUGCCCUGUGGAUGGAGAGUGGGAGGCCUGGGGCGAAUGGAGCACCUGCACUCGCCCACACGUGAACACCAUCAUCCGCUGUCAGGAAAGCCCAGGCCAGCAGAGGCGCACAAGGAGCUGCAAGGGCCGCAAGUUUAAUGGCCAGCGGUGUGUUGGGGAAUACCAGAAUAUCCGACACUGCUACAACAUCCAGAACUGCAUCUUUGGAGAGAAAGGCACAUGGUCAGAGUGGAGUGCCUGGGGGCUGUGCACACCCCCAUGUGAACCCAACCCCAUCCGUGUCCGCCAGCGCCGCUGCAUGGCCUUGCUUCCCAAGUUCUCGCCCACAAUUUCCAUAGUUGAAGGCCAGGGUGAGAAGAACGUUACCUUCUGGGGGAAUCCACUGGCACAGUGCGAGGAGCUGCAAGGGAAGAAGAUACUGGUGGAGGAGAAGAGGCCAUGUCUAAACGUACCUGCCUGCGAAGACCCUGCAGAGGAAAAGCCCUAACACCUCUCCCUCUGCUCUGACCUCCCAGCCCUCAAUAAACCAGCCUCACUGGGCUCUUCUAAAGAUUCCAUAAAGAAGGCAAAGUCACCUGGCCCCUUUCCCAGAAGUGGGGCGAUAGUAUCUUCUAAAGCAAAAUCUCAGCACCCUGUUGUGGAAAACAGUACUUUCCAUUGUGGUUAUAGCUUGGAAGUCGUGAAAGUGAGUGUCCAGCCCAGCAUUACUUCCCUGCUGCCCUAAGGCGGUGGGCCCCAGGGCCACCCAGCACGUCCUUCUGCAGAGCUCUGCUUUGUAGGUAUUUUGAUUGGCUACUCGCUCUGGCAGACUCUUCUUGAUUGGCCAUCCUGUUGGUUAUUUGCUGUCUCCCCGCCUCCUGAAGCUGUCCAGGUUCCCACCUACUGGAGCCUCCCUAAGGGCCAAUUCCUUGUCAACUAAGCCAGAACUGCAGCAGAGAGGCGUGGCUAGCAUUGGCACCCUGUGGCUCAAACACCUGCACUCACCCACUCACAACAUCCCAGCUCUAACACCACAAUUACUAAGGACAAAUAGCUCCCAGAGGCGGGGGUGGGGGGUGGCUGAUGAAGUGACUGUGAUAUGCUUUGAGCUGGGGCAGAGGCAAAGAGCUGCUGUAGUCUCAGCAUCUACAGGGAGGAUCCCCCAGGACAAACCCAGACUCAGAUUCCUUUCACAUGUGUCCAUUUCACCGAGCAUAUUUGCAUCGACUAUAGGUUCGAGCUUAGUCUAGGCAUCUGGGGUGGAGGAGGGCUGGUAGAAAAAGAGGACAUCUGGGCCAGACUCAGAAUAGGCAUUCCUUUAGUUUGAACAUUUAUUUGACACUUAACGCCUACUGUAUACUAACAAUAGUGCUGGACAUCAGGGGACAUAGGGAAGAAGAGAAAUCAGAGCAGCACGUGUCUCCACAGUCACAGUGAAGGGAACAAACCCAGACACCACUGCUCUUAGUAUUUGCUCAUUCAUUUACCACUCAUUGAAUGCCAAGCCCCUUGUGAUGGGGCACAUAGGAAUCAUAAUAAUUAUGGUAAUAGCUAACACUUAGAAAGUACUUACUGUGCCCCCAGUAGUGUCUUAAGGUUUUGUAUAGCAUGAGCUCAUUUAAUCCACAACAAACCAUGAGAGCCAGUAUUAUCCCCAUUUUACAAACUAAGACAUUUGGGCUGGACAUUUUUGAAGCACCAUUGUAACAUGGCCUUUAACAGUAGCAGGGUUCAUGACUGCAGUGGAUGAAGGGGACCCAUCUGUGCAGGAAGAUUUAGGAGGUAGAUUUGUGGUGCCUGGUGUUUUGUCAAUAUGCUCAUUGACUUCUCUGGGCCAAUUUCCCCUUAUGUAAAAUGAGCCAGUUGAUGGGAUGAAGUGAAGAGAAGUUAAUGAGUACUUGGGUUGUCUUGGGAAGACUGAACCAAAGAGGGUUUCUGGUUGCUACUACAAGAUGUAAGAGAUAUGUGUUUGCAAGAAGGUGGAAGUUCAGCUGUAUAUGUAUGUGUAUUAUGAGGUAUGUAUCUGUGUGUGGAAUGCAGACUGGUGGAGCUUGCAAUAAUGAAGGAUGUAUUGAAUGUGUAUGGAGAGUAUGUGAGGUUACAACUCUGCCAUAACUGUAUGAGUUAGUAGGUGUGUGUGCACACAUUAAGGUGGCAUGGUGGAUGUAUGUGUUAUAAAUGUGAGUACACUACUGAGUGAACAUGUCAUGGUAUGUGAUUGAAUCACUGUGUGUGCACGCGCGCACACACACACACAUAUAUAUCACUCUUGGAGGCCUUCUGCACAUCCAUUCAUGCUGAAGAAGAUGGAGACAGUGCAGAAGAGCCUUGCCUUUGCCUUGGGGAUCAAAAUAUUCUUGAGGGACUCCUCUACAAAAAUAAAUAAACAAAUAAAUAACAAUUCCUGGAAAUUGAGCCACCUGGAAAAAGAGGAAUGUGUUGGAGAGCACAUGUACUAGUAGCCUGGGAACUGGAUACCUAGGAAAAGGCACAGUCUACAGACAGUCCCCAGGAUCCUGAAUUCUGGUCCAGAGAAGCCAGAAAGAUCUGUAGACCUGCAGCUGCUCCCAUCCCCCAGAGAGGUCAUCACAGACCUGGCAAAGUUUGCUUGCUUCUGUUAGUAAGUAACACAUUUUUUUGAUUAGUAAUGGAAGCACAUAUUUCAAAACAUUGGAAAACACCCAAUUUGUGGGGCAUUUCCUGUUUGGAAUCCUGGAGGGAAGAGGAAGGACUAGCCAAAGCAAAGGCCAGCAGAUGGGAUGGAAGGUUGCUGGGAUGCAGGGGAGUAAGAGGAUGGUUUGAGACGUGUUUAACUUGGGAACCAUGGGCGCCUAGGGUAAGUGGAGAUAAAUCUGGGAGUAGGGGUUCCUGGAGUCUACAUCCAAGGCAGAGAGGGAGGGAGAGGCAUCCCUGACAAAGGUUACAGGACAUUCAAAGGUACCAUUUGCUUAGA
Molecule: messenger RNA, 6942 nt
Organism: Fukomys damarensis (Damara mole-rat)
Lineage: Eukaryota; Metazoa; Chordata; Mammalia; Rodentia; Bathyergidae
Gene: Cfp
Product: complement factor properdin
Exons: 10
Coding region: 2989-4497 (502 amino acids)
Source: RefSeq, a predicted model, not a curated record